Prorocentrum cordatum is the source of this 2949-nucleotide messenger RNA. NCBI's taxonomy places the organism in Eukaryota, Dinophyceae, Prorocentrales, Prorocentraceae. The record is from the annotation of a GenBank genome assembly.
AUGGCGGAGUCGAGCGACGAGGAGUUCGCAGUCGACCAGGCGCGCGUGAGCGAGGUUGGGCUCGACGAUGACGGGGAGGCCAUCAGGCGGUCCCGCAUUAGUUGCGCCAACGAGUCGCUGGGUCGCGUGGCUGAUCUGCUCUCGGCGACGCGGCCAGGGAUGCGGCUGUCCGUGCGCCCUGUUCGUGGAGACGGGCUGUGCUUUUUCCGCGCUGCGGCUGCCGAACUGGGACUUCCAGGCCGCGCGGCUUGGAAGCUGUACAGAUGGACGCUGGUGAAGAUGAUGAAGCAGCGGAACCAGCAAUUGUUCGCGGCGCUGCAGCUGGACGAGUACGCCGUGGAGAGGAGGGCCCGCCUGCAGAAGGAGUUGCCAGCGCAGGUGGCCAGUGGCGUCGCGUGGGGCAGUCUCCCCAACUGGAAGGUGUUCUACGUGGACAUAUGCAUGGGCCUCCAUUCGGAGGACGUGUCGGCAACGCGCCGAUAUGCAGACGCUGUUGUGAUCACGCACUUCCUGGAGGCUUGUGGCGCUCUCGCUCUGUACGUGCCAUUCAACGCGUGGAGCCAGGCGGCCAUCUUCCCGGACCAGGGGUUGCUGCAGGGACGUGCGCAAAUCCCAGUGCUCGAUUUUGCUUUUGUCCACUAUGACGUCGACGGGUAUUCACACUACGAUGCGGUGGACGUGGCGACGUCAGGAGCUAACGCUCCGCGACCGUGGGAGCCGUCGACCGCGUGCCGGGGGAAGUUCAGCGACCCGUCGUGUUUCGCUGACGUGGAUGCGCUAUUCGGCGAGGAGGACGUGGCGGCUUUCUGUCAUCAGGCGUCCGGGCGCUUGCAGUUCACUGAGAGGGAGUGCGGCGGGAAGCGUGUGACGGCCUGCAACGCGCGCCCGCUGGACCCGACGCUUCCUCCGCCGUUCGACCCGUCGGACGCCGCAGACAACAUCCAGGAGGUAAUGGACGGAUUGCAGUGGCCGAUCUGCAACUGCGCCGUUCGGCAGUGCCGCUGGACCGGGGAGACGGAAGGGGAUUUGCGGCGCCACGUAAUCAGCUGCCACCAGGCUUGCCUCCCAGCAGCGUGGAGGCAGGGGUGGAACAAGAGACUCGCUGACAGCGCCGACGAUGUCGGCGUCCAUGCCGAGGUGCUGGAGGAGCAGGAAGCGUGGAUCUGGUCCAUCUACUGCCAGGCGGUGGAGGUCCGGGCGCGCACUGGCAUGCCAGCUCUCGGCAUUUGCAGAGACCGGCGGGCAAUUCGCACCAUGAGGCAAGUGGCGAACGAUGCUUGUUUGUCGUCGCUGGUGUGCUUCUGCUGCGGUCAGAUCUACACGAGUGUCGAGGACCCCGAGUCCGCUGGAGUCAGUGAGAUUGGAUGGACGCCACUGCGCGGGCUCUUGCGCAGUUGUCCGCGUGAGCUCCUGGAGUACGCCUUCGGCUUGGACGCGUUCCUGGCGCACUUCCCGCACCCUGCUCCGGACCACCGCGGGACGCGGUCGCACCACUAUCCGACGCAGACAACCGCGUCUUCGCCGUGGGUGCGAACGGUGCGGUGGAAUGGUCCGAACGGAAGCCAGAACUCCAUGCGCUUCCUGUGCUGCCCGGAAGACGUGGUGUGCGACCGUCAGCAUGGAGUUGUUGAUGAGCUGUGCGAGUCGUGCCGCAUACCUCUGUGCUGGCAGUGCCGCGGCAUUUUCGCGAAGACGCGAACGGUGCGGGAGCGAAUCCCGCGUCCCGCCAUCGCCAACGACAACUUUGUCGGGUUCGUGUCGGCAUGGUGGGAGAAGCACAAGCCCCGGUGGAUCGAGAUGGCCGCGGCCACGCCAGUGUGGACGUGUUUGAUGGCGUUCUACGUCGAGGGCGAUAAGGGCCACCUCAUGAACAAUCAGGCCAUGCAUCCGCACAGUCGGUACGCUGUCCGCGGUAAUCUGGCCAGCUUCCUGGUGCAUUGGGACGACGUCCUGGAGCGCCUGCUCGCCAUCACGGAGAGUUCCAGUGCUGCUGCGGCGCUGCCCCACGACGGCGAGACGCUGGCCCACUUGGUUCGCUUCGAGUUCCGGAUGAAAGACAAGGACGUGUCGAAGCACCUGAAGCACAUGCGCCUCCGCGCUCAUGUGGUGCUGCAGCUCGGCUGGGAGCUCAUCGACCGCGGCCACCCCGCUUUUUGUAGAGAUGCUGCUGGCAAUCCCAUCGCAAUCGCCGCUGCCAAGGAGGCGAUUGAAAGGCGCGUGAAGCAGUGCUACCCGUGGCUCGGCACCCCCCAGGACACCGACGGGAAGGUCCCGCCAGCCGUGGACCGGGCGACGGUGGUGGCGGAUCCGUCCAGGAGCAGUGUGCAGGAUAACACGCACGCGACUCCGGCGCUGGCCAGCACUGACGUCGCCUCUGUUUUCGACGAUGCCAGACCGACCGCCUGCGCGCCCACAGAUGCGACGUCCCGGCAAGGGACCGCGGGUCAGCGCCAACAGCGAGCCAUGGACGGCGGGCCAGUCGUCCCGUACGUCGCCGACGCGGCCAUGUUGGAGCAGUGGAACGGGAAGUACCCCGCGAUCGCUUUCCCGCACACGCUGCUGUGGCAGAGCGGGGGGCCAGACUUCACGAGGUCUUGGCGCAACGGUGCCGAUGCCGCACAUCGGCGCCGCGCGGUGGGGCGGCCCGAGGAAGUGCAAAACCGGCCGUCCAUCAGCAUGGGGAUGUGGCUUGCAGGCAUGAGUCGCCGAGUGGAACACCAGAUCCGAUCGGACUGGCUCUUCAUCCCAGGCAUGCGCAAUGUCCACUUCCGCUUUUUGGGCAUCACCGCGAGGUUGGGGAGCAAAGUCAGGAAGUACAAGGACGAAGACGGAUCCGCUUUCACGGAGCGCCUGACCGCGGCUGUCCGCGGGUUGCACGACCUGUUGGCGAAGGGGUACUACGGGCCGAACAGGCGGCCAAUUGCUGGCAACUUGACGGUGCUGCACAUG